AUGCUACAAAUGGACCUUGAAACCCUCGUCCGCGGCGGCAGCGGGCGCGUCGCGUGCGAGACCGUGAUAGCCGGAGCGCCACCGGACACGACGGCGGCAGUGAUGGCGGAGGACCCAGACUUCCCGCCGGAGUCAUUCACGAUCCCUUUCGGAGACGAGAUCGAGUGGGUGGAUCUCAACGCUGUGUACGAACGCGAUGACUCCACCAAGGGCAACACCAAUCCUAAAGCUCAGCACUCCAACGUCACCGCCACCACCGAUCACCGGAUCUCCAAUUCCAAACGAUUCUCCGGGAAUCUCAAACCCAAGGCCCCCAUCAUCGCUCUUCCUAACAAGAUCCAACACUCGGGUUAUCUCGGAAGGAGUUCACGCCGCCCGGCCAGUGGUCGGACCUUCAUCAAAAAGGGUCGGAGAGCUGGCGAGGCGGAGCGGGAGCCGGGAUCGCCCAAGGUCUCGUGCUUCGGGAAAGUACGCUCGGAGAGGGAGAGGCAGCGGGGCACCAUCCCGCAGCGAGGCGGCGGAAGAGGGUUCUGGAUGUCGUUCUUCUGCUGCGCCGGCGGGGAUCGGGGGUCGUCGGCUGAGUUCCUUGAGGAGAAACACUCGGCCUCGUCGUGGAGGAAACCGUCUUCUUUGCCGACGACGAUGGCGGCGGCGGCGCCGGCGCCGGGGCUCGCGGGAAUGAAGAGGUUCGAAUCGGGGAGAAGGUCCGCGUCGUGGGGUGGAGACGAAGAUGGACACGUGGAGUGGUCUGGACCGUUCGAUGAGGAUGGGUUUCGGAUCCGCCGUUCAGUUGGGUCGAUCGAUGACGCGAAUCGCGAGGCUGAUACGUAGACUUUUUGUUCCUCUUUUUUAACGCUUUGUGUAAAAACUACAGGGUUGAAAUUCCUUUUUUUUUUCUUCUUUGCUUUGUACUUUGUUUGUAUUCUAGAGUGAAAUUG
Dioscorea cayenensis subsp. rotundata (Guinea yam) is the source of this 938-nucleotide messenger RNA. RefSeq lists its product as uncharacterized. NCBI's taxonomy places the organism in Eukaryota, Viridiplantae, Streptophyta, Magnoliopsida, Dioscoreales, Dioscoreaceae. The record is from RefSeq and is a predicted model, not a curated record. The transcript has a single exon. Bases 1 to 831 code for a protein of 276 amino acids.